UUGUGGCAGACCGUCUCAAGCAGCUUCUUGAUCUUAGUCAAGAAACCUGGAGCAGACGUUAGCAAGCGUGCAACAUAAGACUAAUCUCUCCUGGCUGGCGGACAACGUACCAAUAUGAUAAACCGGUGUGGCAAGCUCAAUAUGUCCGAAAUGACCAGGACACUCCUUCUGGCCUUCCUCACAAGUUUCACAGUUCCAUUGCCGAUCAAUUGUUCCCAAGCGUGGAUCGUUCAAACCCUUUGUGCGCGGCCGUUGCCGUUGAUCGUCCUGUUUGUUGUGUUACCGCGUUAGCGUUUUGCCACGUUCAGUCGGUGUGAGCGGCACUUCAGGAA
Messenger RNA from Aspergillus vadensis CBS 113365, 332 nucleotides. RefSeq lists its product as uncharacterized. Bases 115 to 291 code for a protein of 58 amino acids. Lineage: Eukaryota; Fungi; Ascomycota; Eurotiomycetes; Eurotiales; Aspergillaceae. The record is from RefSeq and is a predicted model, not a curated record. The transcript has a single exon.